Sphaerodactylus townsendi is the source of this 1130-nucleotide messenger RNA. Its product is annotated as general transcription factor IIH subunit 4-like. Bases 12 to 935 code for a protein of 307 amino acids. The transcript is spliced from 8 exons. Gene Ontology annotation, molecular function: double-stranded DNA binding; ATPase activator activity. Gene Ontology annotation, biological process: nucleotide-excision repair. The record is from RefSeq and is a predicted model, not a curated record. Gene Ontology annotation, cellular component: transcription factor TFIIH holo complex; transcription factor TFIIH core complex. Lineage: Eukaryota; Metazoa; Chordata; Lepidosauria; Squamata; Sphaerodactylidae.
UCCUGCACUUCAUGGUCGGCUCUCCAAGUGCAGCAGUUAGCCAGGACUUAGCUCAGCUGCUCAUUGAAGCUGGGCUGAUGAAGAGUAGUGAGCCCGGAGAACCGCCUUGCAUCACAUCUUCCGGCUUCCAGUUCCUUCUGCUGGACACCUCUUCUCAGCUCUGGUACUUCAUGCUGCAAUAUCUCCAGUCCGCUGAGACCCGAGGCAUGGAUCUGGUGGAGAUCCUUUCCUUCCUCUUUCAACUCAGCUUCUCCACUCUUGGCAAGGAUUAUUCUGUGGAGGGGAUGAGUGAAUCGCUGCUAAAUUUCCUUCAGCAUCUUCGGGAAUUUGGCCUGGUUUUUCAGAGGAAGAGGAAAUCCAGGCGUUACUAUCCCACCCGUCUGGCCAUCAACCUUUCUUCUGGCAUCUCAGGCGUCACAGUGGACACCCACAACCAGGGCUACAUCGUUGUGGAGACAAACUACAGGAUCUAUGCAUACACAGACUCUGAGCUCCAGAUCGCCCUCAUUGCUCUCUUCUCAGAAAUGCUUUAUCGCUUCCCCAAUCUGGUAGUGGCUCAAGUCACGCGGGAGAGCGUGCAGCAGGCUAUCGCAAAUGGCAUCACAGCAGACCAGAUCAUUCACUUCCUACGUACUAGAGCCCACUCCGUGAUGCUAAAACAGACCCCUGUGCUGCCCCCCACCAUCACGGACCAGAUCCGCUUGUGGGAACUAGAACGGGACCGACUGCGCUUCUCUGAGGGUGUGUAUCCGAAGGAAGAAAGCCUGUUGGGAAUCAGCGGGAAAUGUGAUGAGGGAAGGGAGUAUACAUUCUCUCCCUUAGGCAGAUUCUUGUGCUUUGACAGUCCCUCUCCAUCUCUCCGUAUCUCUUCGGAACAGUUAUUAGUCUGCCUUUUCCCUCACGAACCCAUCUGCUGCUUAGGUUCAGUGGCCUGAACGAUGCUUUGCAUGCCUUCACCACUGAAGGGGAAGCUGUCGGUGUGAAGGAACAGGCCUGGGGCUCUGAGGCAGUGGAACCACUUCCUUGUGGUUUGGAGCUGCCUCUGAUCUUAUAGGUGUUCAAAGAAGACGUCAAACCAACCUCUACCGGAAGGUCUGAGCUGCCAACUGAGUGUUGUGCCCCCUAUCUGU